Molecule: messenger RNA, 327 nt
Organism: Humulus lupulus (European hop)
Lineage: Eukaryota; Viridiplantae; Streptophyta; Magnoliopsida; Rosales; Cannabaceae
Exons: 1
Coding region: 1-327 (108 amino acids)
Source: RefSeq, a predicted model, not a curated record
AUGAAGGGUGUUAUACGUUUUGGAAAGAAAGGGAAGUUAAGCCCGAGAUAUAUUGGUCUAUUUGAGAUUUUGGAUAGAGUAGGGAAGGGUGAUUAUCAUUUGGCACUGCCCCCAGUAUUAGCUAAAACGCAUAACUUCUUUCACAUCUCGAUGUUGCGUAAGUAUGUGUCAGAACCCUCUCAUGUUUUGACUUACAAGCUGUUACAGCUAAAGCAGUACCUGAGUUAUGAUGAACAGCCUGAGCGCAUUAUUGAAAAAGGAAUCAAGGAAUUAAGAUCCCAAAGGAUUCCACUAGUUAAGGUCCUGUGGAGGAGUAGUACGGAAUGA